UGGCCAAGCAGCAGGGCCUUGCCUUUGUGGUUGUCGGAAGAGAAGAUGGCUCCCGUUCUGGAGAAACAGCUCCCGGGCGCAGCCGGUUCAGGCGACAACAACAACGAAGAGGAAGAAGGACAAAACCUUUGGUCCUCAAUACUGAGUGAAGUUUCAACAAGAUCGAGUUCAAAGUUACCAUCAGGAAAAAACAUCCUGGUAUUUGGUGAGGAUGGAUCGGGAAAAACAACACUCAUGGCCAAACUUCAAGGAGCUGAUCACAACAAGAAAGGGAGGGGACUGGAGUAUCUGUACUUAAGUGUCCAUGAUGAGGACAGGGAUGACCUUACUCGCUGUAAUGUAUGGAUCCUGGAUGGGGACCUAUAUCACAAAGGCCUUCUUAAGUUUGCUGUCACACCUCAGUCGCUACCUGACUGUCUAGCUGUGUUUGUUGUGGAUAUGUCACGGCCCUGGACCAUAAUGGAGUCACUGCAGAAGUGGGCCAGUGUGCUUCGUGACCAUGUGGACAAACUCAGGAUUCCUCCAGAGGAUAUGAGAGAAAUGGAGCAGAAGAUGGUCAAAGCUUUCCAGGAGUACACAGAACCAGAGGAUGCCACCCCAUCCUCUCCACAGCGAAGGGCCCCAACAGCAGGGGAAGACGAGGCCAUUGUGCUACCACUUGGGGACAACACACUCACGCACAACCUGGGCAUUCCAGUGCUAAUAGUUUGCACAAAGUGUGAUGCAGUCAGCGUACUAGAGAAGGAGCAUGACUACAGAGAGGAGCACUUCGAUUUCAUCCAGUCCUACAUCCGGCGAUUUUGCUUACAGUUUGGCGCUGGACUGAUCUAUACGUCAGUCAAAGAGGAGAAGAACCUGGAUCUGCUUUACAAAUAUAUAGUACAUAAGAUGUAUGACUUUCAGUUCGUCACACCUGCCUUAGUGGUGGAGAAAGAUGCAGUGUUCAUUCCAUCUGGCUGGGAUAAUGAGAAGAAAAUUGGGAUUUUGCAUGAAAACUUCACAACAGUCAGGCCAGAAGAUCCAUUUGAAGAUUUUAUCACGAAGCCUCCAGUACGAAAGUUGGUUCAUGAUAAAGAGAUAAGUGCAGAGGAUGAGCAGGUAUUCCUGAUGAAGCAACAGUCUUUGUUAGCAAAGCAGCCAGCCACACCAACAAGAGGAGCAACAGAGUCUCCAGGACGAACAACCUCAGGAUCUCCCAGGCCUGCGGGUCGCACCAUCCAACCAGCUGUAACCAGCGGCUCACCAAUGGCUGCAGUCAAAAAGCCUGACCCUAAUAUGAAAGCGGGGGCUGCCAACGAGGGAGUGCUGGCUAACUUCUUCAACAGUCUGUUGAGUAAAAAGACUGGAGCCCCAGGGAGCCCAGGAACUGGUGCGGUUGGAGCUGGAGUGCAAGGAUCCGCCAAGAAAACAGGGCAGAAGCCGGGUUUGACUGAUGUCCAGGCUGAGUUGGACAGGAUGACUCGCAAACAAGACUCCAUGGUUUCAGCUAACAACAUACCACCGCCAACAGAGAACGAAGCGUGAAGGCAACAAAAACAGCUGCAUCGUCCACUGCGUUAAUACUCUGGAAAAAUAUAUGUACAUGUGAGCAUAAAAAAAAAAAAAAAAAAAAAAUUGACCAAAUUCCCAACGCCUAUAUCCGUCAACACACAGUGGUUUCACCAAAUGAGUUUCAGAUGCUAUCAGAUGUUUUGGUGAGAUGGGAAGAGAGUGGUUGCAGAGAUGGAGGUGUUAAGAUGGCAUGUGCUGAAGGCUUGGCUUUGUUUCUGUCCUCUCUUCCACUGUAAAUGUUAUUUUGUGAGGGAUGUCAGUUUAUGGAAAUGUGUGCACACUCCCCAGCAGCCAGCCUAAUGUGCUGGGCUGUGGACCCCCCAGUCUCUGGGGUAGAACACUCUCCUCAUGGAUUUAAAGAGUGAUUAUAUAUUGUCCUGUGGCCUCCGGUUCAGCUUAUCUCAUGGAAGGAAUUUGGUUGUGAUUGGAAAGUUCUUUAAACAUUAAAUGUAAUCAUUGAGAAUAGUAAUUAAAAUACUUGCAAACAUAUGUAGUAUGUAAAAAAAACAACAACAACAAAAAAAAACCUUGGAUAUGAGACUGAUGUAUUUAUACAAAGUUCCUCCUUUUUAUUUUAUUUUGUGCACCAUUUGUUGGUUAAAGGAAAUGUUCAUCUGUAUCACGUAACAUGUUAAAAUGCCACUGACAUCAUGACACUAAUAUGACAUGUCCAGAUAGCUGAUAGCACAUCAUAUCAUUCGCCCUAGACAUCUCGAAGGAUUCUGUAAAUAUACAUACAUACAUACAAAAAAACACUUCAGGUUAACUUGAUUUUGUACAAAAUGCAUUUCUGUCCAAAUUCUUAAGAUAGCCUCUUUGACUUAGUGAGACUGGUUGGGAUUUGACAAGCUUAGAGGUUGCAACAGAAUCGCUUCUUUAGCUACAGGUGUGUAUAUUUGGGGAGGGGUUUGGGCAGCAUCUUUCCUACUAUAACUCCUAAGUGCCUCGCACAGUUAGCUGUUUGUGUCAUAGUAGAGGUGCUUGUCUGCGCAAGAGGAAAUGCACUGUAGCACCAUUGGUUAAAAGGUUUUUUGUCCAUUUCUUGUCAUCCAAAUAAUUUAUUUCGUUUUACAUUUUUGUUAAUGUACAACAAGCCUGUGGUCUUUUAUUUUUCAGAAAUAAGAUUUCUGUGGCCGAGUUAAUAGUGCGAUUGAAUGCCUUCAUACAAACUGUAAAGGCUGCUGAUAUUAAGAAGAAACCACACAAUGGAACUUUUUUUAGUCCCCCAGACUCACUGUGGUUGAAACCACUCACUUGCAGCCAAAACAAAAACAAUUAUUUGCUGUGGUUUUAACAAAAUCAGAUAUUGUAUCCUUCAGUCUUUGACAGAAUUGUCCUCCUUUGGUUUCUCGUGUUCACUUUACUUCGCACAUCAGUUUCUACAUUCCCAGUUUCUACAUGAAGUAGCUGUAGAAACACAUCCCUGUUUGUCCAGUCAGGUCUUUUUUUUUUUUUUUCUUUGUCUGGCCCUUUUUAGUGCCCAUUUAAAAUGAAAACCUUUGCCUUCAAUGUACAGCUAACAGUUUGUCACACUAGGCCCCUGGCCUUCACAGGAAUGCUCCUAAUUAAUUUGUGUGUCCUUAAGGGGUUGCUUAAUUGUCUUAUGUCAUUUCUAUUAUUUUGUAAUUGAAGCAAUUAUACUGUACCAUAUCAAGUAACCUGUAUUAAUACUUAUGGUUUCAUGACACCAUAAUCAAAAUUAAGUGUACAUGUUAGGUCUGUAUGCAAGGCCCUGCUUAAUCCUACGGUUAGUGUAUUUCAGUAGCUUUUACAGAAUUAAUGGCAAGUGUGAGGAGAGCAGCUAUUUACUAUUCAAAUAAUAGCAAAAAAAAAAAGAAAACUGGAGUGAAUUGGAACACAGAACCAAAGAUGCAUAUUAGUUGCUAUUUUCUGCAUUUCUAGUUGAUAGUCAUUAGAUAAAGAUUAACCAGCGGCCAUGUUUGUCCCACUCUUGCAUAGAGCCCUUGCAUUCCAAACAUCAGACCUGCCUAUAAAAGUCUUUUUUGUUUUUUAAAGAACACCCUAUAAAAUGGUAGGAAUGGCCUCUUCUACUCAAACAUGUGUGGACUUUAGGGAAGCAGCGAGAGAAAAAGAAAACAAACCAACAAAAAAAACCCAACCCUAAUUUGGUUACAGUAACUUAUGGCAAAUUUUCUAAACUUGUCUACAAAUGCUCUGCAAAUAGGGUUUUGUGUCUUUUUUUGUUUGUUUUUCGACGUUUGCUCUGUAAGGGAAUAACAACAAGACCGUAUUCGUGUACAGUAUGCUUCAUGCAUUGUCAGAGUGAUGCUACACAACUAUUCUGGAUUUACUUUGAUUACAAUGAAGCUCUUGUUUUUAUUUUUUCCUUAUUUUUCGUGACUGGGUGGAAUGUGCACCUGAGGGUCUGUUGCCGAAGUGGAUGAAGCACAAAUUAAGAACAGCCAGGAGCAGCACCGCCACAGGUUGAAAUAAGCACUUUUCCUUCGACUUAUAUUAAUUCCUUUUUUGCGACAAUUAAAGCUACAGAAUGCAUUUUUUUUUUCUUUUUUGCCUUUGCCUUUUUAGAGCAUUUAGUCAUGAAACAAGAAGUUAACAUACACAGAAAAACUGCAUUAUUUAUCUGCAUUUGCUGCUGAAGUUGUGGGAGGUGCCCGUGGUGGUUAACUAUGGAAUAUCUCCUUUCUUUAGGCGACAUUGUAUAGUUAAUAUCAAUCCUCCUGUAAUAAUUGUCAUUACAUCUUUUUAUAUGGAUGUUUUUGGGACAUCUUAAAGUAGAUAAACCAAAUAAAUGUCCAUUCAUUUUCAGGUUUGUCCUUUUGCUCAUGAUUUGCCCUCUUUAUUUGUGUUUACAUCCCACUUUAAGCAUGUUUUUGUCUUUGUUUUCAAAAAGUGAUCUUGGUCAUUGAAAAUAUCUUUUUAAAAGAAUUUUGAAAUGUCACUGUAACCUGACUGACCGCCCCAGUUUCUGUUGAUAACACACGGCCACACUUGUUAAAUUUGGCCCUUAGCUGAGUGGAAUGAAGUGCUCUAAUGCUGCUUGGUUCAAAGUUGCACUCGCUCUUUGUGAAGAUUGGAUGCUGCUCCCAAGAUGAAAUAAUGAACUGAUGUAACUUUUGUACUCAAAUGUCAGUUGAAAACAACUGGCCUUUCACAUCCUAACUGAAUUGCCUUCGACCACUAUCGACAGUCUGCAUCUAUAUGAGACUAUGAGCUUCUGCUUCCAGUCCUUCCUUACCUAGUCAGGAUAUCAAGAACAUUGUAAGCACAUGGCUGGCUGCAUUUUUUGUGUGUGUGUGUCCUGGAUUAAUUCAGAAGUUUGAUUGUCUUCAAUACAAUUCUGUAGCCUCUAAGCUGCCAUGUGGAUUCUAGCUUCUUAUGCCGACAAAGAUAAGGAAAAUGUUUAUCGGACCCCUGGCUUCAAUAAAACCAAGAAUCCAA
Messenger RNA from Stegastes partitus (bicolor damselfish), 4971 nucleotides. RefSeq names its product dynein, cytoplasmic 1, light intermediate chain 2 (gene dync1li2). Gene Ontology annotation, molecular function: dynein heavy chain binding. Gene Ontology annotation, biological process: microtubule cytoskeleton organization; microtubule-based movement. The coding region runs from base 46 to 1524 and encodes 492 amino acids. Gene Ontology annotation, cellular component: cytoplasmic dynein complex; centrosome. The transcript is spliced from 13 exons. The record is from RefSeq and is a predicted model, not a curated record. NCBI's taxonomy places the organism in Eukaryota, Metazoa, Chordata, Actinopteri, Pomacentridae.